Molecule: messenger RNA, 5863 nt
Organism: Girardinichthys multiradiatus
Lineage: Eukaryota; Metazoa; Chordata; Actinopteri; Cyprinodontiformes; Goodeidae
Gene: arnt2
Product: aryl-hydrocarbon receptor nuclear translocator 2
Exons: 20
Coding region: 439-2634 (731 amino acids)
Biological process (GO): regulation of transcription by RNA polymerase II
Cellular component (GO): transcription regulator complex; nucleus; cytoplasm
Molecular function (GO): DNA-binding transcription factor activity, RNA polymerase II-specific; protein dimerization activity; RNA polymerase II cis-regulatory region sequence-specific DNA binding
Source: RefSeq, a predicted model, not a curated record
GUGAUAUGAAAGGACGAAGAAAGCACGUUGUGUCUUAAUAUGUUGACAGAAAUUAGCAAACAAAGAAAUACUUUUAAAACAUUUUAAUACCUGCAAUAACUACAGAACUGAGCUCCUCGCUUUUUAACAUUUAAUUAUUAAUGCUACCCUAAAGUCUCGCGGUGUUACGAUUCAGACAUCUUGCAUUUUAAUAAGUCUAGUCUCUGAGAUAUUGCUGUUAUAGGGACGUUUACUCAGUUCUCAUUCCCAGAAAGAAGCUGUUAGGAUCCCGAUCUUUUUCCUCCGCAUCAACGGAUGUGAAGUGGGAGCCUGGAACGAGCUACGCGUUCCAAUUCCACGGAGUGCAGACGGUUUCUUGCGGGGGGGGGGGGGGGUUCUUGUUCCGUAUUGUGCGUCAUCUCCAUCGUUUUUAUAUAUUUUGAUCCGUGUUGUGACAACAUGGCGACUCCCGCUGCGGUGAACCCGUCCGAAAUGGCCAGUGAGUUGCCAGGUCCAGUAGCACUGUCUGGAGGAGUUGGGGCCAGCCAGGUGAGAAUGGGAGGUCCUGUAUCAGGCCGUGCUGGAAAGAGGAGAUCAGGAGGAAUCGACUUUGAUGAUGAGGAUGGUGAGGGACCGAGCAAAUUUUCAAGGUAUGAUGAUGAUCAGAUUGCUGGUGGGGAUAAGGAGAGAUAUGCCAGAGAGAACCACAGUGAGAUUGAACGACGUCGGCGCAACAAAAUGACCCAGUACAUCACUGAGCUAUCAGACAUGGUCCCUACAUGUAGUGCCCUGGCUCGAAAACCUGACAAGUUAACCAUACUGCGUAUGGCUGUCUCCCAUAUGAAGUCUAUGCGGGGCACAGGCAACACUUCUACUGAUGGUGCCUAUAAGCCAUCCUUUCUCACUGAACAGGAACUGAAGCACCUUAUUCUGGAAGCAGCGGAUGGCUUCUUGUUCGUGGUGGCAGCAGAGACAGGCCGAGUCAUCUACGUGUCAGACUCUGUGACACCGGUUCUGAACCAUCCCCAGUCAGAGUGGCUUGGGAGCACCCUGUAUGAGCAGGUUCACCCAGAUGAUGUUGACAAACUGAGAGAACAACUCAGCACUUCAGAGAACUCAAUGACAGGACGAAUUCUGGAUCUUAAGACGGGAACAGUAAAGAAGGAAGGACAACAGUCUUCCAUGAGGAUGUGCAUGGGCUCCAGGCGCUCCUUUAUCUGCCGCAUGAGGUGUGGCAGUGCACCACUGGAUCACAUCUCCCUAAACCGUCUGUCUAAUAUGAGGAAGAGAUACAGGAAUGGCCUGGGACCCUCAAAAGAAGGAGAGGCUCAGUACUCUGUGGUGCAUUGCACUGGCUACAUCAAAGCCUGGCCACCUGCAGGCAUGACCAUACCAGAGGAGGAUACAGAAGCGGGUCAGACAGGAAAGUACUGCCUGGUUGCCAUUGGGAGACUGCAGGUAACCAGUUCUCCUGUCUCCAUGGAUAUGAACGGCUUGUCAGUUCCAACAGAGUUCCUCUCACGUCACAAUUCGGAUGGUGUUAUCACGUUUGUUGACCCACGCUGCAUUAACGUCAUUGGUUAUCAACCUCAGGACCUGCUGGGAAAGGAUAUUCUGGAGUUCUGCCAUCCUGAGGACCAGAGUCAUCUCAGAGAAAGUUUCCAACAGGUGGUGAAACUGAAGGGACAGGUGCUGUCUGUGAUGUAUCGUCUCCGAUUGAAAAACAGGGAGUGGAUGCUCAUCAGAACCAGUAGUUUCACCUUCCAGAACCCAUAUUCUGAUGAAAUAGAGUACAUAAUCUGCACCAAUACCAACGUCAAGCAGCUGCAACAGCAGCAGGCAGAGUUAGAGGUUCAUCAGAGAGAUGGUCUUACAGCCUAUGAUCUGUCCCAGGUACCUGUGCCAGGAGUCAGUAGUGGAGUUCAUGAUACAGGAAAGACCAUAAAUAAGACAGAGACUCUGUUCUCCCAGGAGAGAGACCCACGCUUUGCUGAGAUGUACACCAGCAUAUCUGGCUCGGGAGACAAGAAGAUGAUAGUUCCCUCCUCUACAGCUGGAGGACAGCCACUCUACACCCAGAGCUCUCCCUUCCAGCAGGGCCACUCUGGCAAAAGCUUCAGUUCAUCUGUAAUCCAUGUCCCCGGUGUGAAUGACAUCCAGUCCUCAGGCUCAUCCAGUCAGAAUUUAGCUCAAAUUUCUAGACAACUUAACCCAGGCCAGGUAGCAUGGUCAGGCAACCGACCCCCAUUCACUGGACAGUCCACUAAAGCCCAGUCUAGUCCAUUUGGUAUUGGAUCUGGCCACAACUACCAGACUGACCCAGCGUCCUACAGUCCACUGUCAUCCCCAGCCACAUCCUCCCCCAGUGGAAAUGCAUACUCAGGCCUGACAAACCGCAGCACAGCUUUUGAUGUGUCAGGAGAAGGUAGUCAAAGUGGAGCCCAGUUCCAGGGCCGUCCUAGUGAGGUCUGGUCCCAGUGGCAGAACCAGCAUCAUUCCCAGCAGUCUGGGGAACAGCAUGCACAUACCAAUCCCAGCCAGACAGAAGUCUUCCAGGACAUGUUGCCCAUGGCUGGAGAUCCCACCCAGGGAACAGCUAACUACAACAUCGAGGAUUUUGCAGAUCUCGGCAUGUUCCCUCCUUUCUCUGAGUAAAAGUCACCUCUACAAAGUUCUUUGCAUCUUACAGAUGGACUCAUGUCUGCAUUUAGUUCUUAUGUUUUAUCUCAUUUUUUAUAUGUAGCUGGAUGAGCGGCACUCGGCCACUUAAAAAAAUUUGUUUUAUCCGUUGCAUUUGUAUCAUCUCACUGCAGAAUAAUGUACCAGAUGUGAGGCCUGAAGUAUAAACUGGUAAACAUAUGCGUACCUUGGUGUGGUGAUUACGAGAGUCUCACUUUCAGCCUUUCUCAGCUUGUGAUUCAUGCUGCGACUUGAUGUUGGGGUUACUGAGUGUGCUCUGUAUAGUCAGCAUGCUCAGAACCGCAGGGAUGCCUUUGAGCUAUAACAGCCACAUCUAUCAGAGGUGAUUGUCAUUGUUACUAAGAUUUGAUGAAGAACUCACUUUUAGUCUUUUUAAGAGAAGAAUUACAGAGAAAAGUAUACCAUCUUAAAUAUCCAGCUCUCCUUAACUUUUAACUCAACUUUUUCUAAUGUAAUGCACCAGUCAAUUGGUUGCUGAUCUAAAUCAGUCAAUGUUUCUCAAUUGGUCAAUUUGGUGUGACCAAUGAGGUCAAAUACCAAACAAUUUCAGAGCAUUUUUUCCUGUUCAUUUGAUGUAUCAACAUUGGAACUCUUCAAUUAAGGUUAUUUUGAGUUCAGUAAAAUUCCAAUGAAAUUAAUAGAUGCUUUGAUGCAAAGUAGGAAUAAUGUUACAAUUCCUCAAUUUUCUGUUGGAAUUCCAAACUUCUACCUCUAUCAAAGAAAGUGCAGAAAAUGUUUUCAAUUAUGGUCAGUAUUUGUUACAUUUAUUUGUUGAAUUAAAACAAAAUGUCAAGUGGCUCCCACUUUUUUGGGUUUAAACUGCAGGUUUCCCCCACUUGAAAAGGCAGCUUGCUUCAAUAGGAUUCAAACUGGAUUUCACUCAAUGACCCAGAAACAAUUUUUCUUUUCCUCCUUUCCUUUAUUUUUAAAGUUCACAGGUGGUCACAAUAGGUGAAAAACCUUAAACACAAAGAAAACACAAAAAGGGUUAAGCAAAAACCCAAUAAACCACAUUUAACUAUGAUCAAAAUAAUUAGCCCUUUAAAUGAUUAUGAAUUAUUCUUGAAACUAAGUAUAACAUCCCAAAUUACACCCAAAAAUCAAACAAAAAUAUUUAAAGCAUUAAAUAUCAGUUUCUACAUAUAUUCAAGUACAGUCUGCAGCUCACCGGCUCCUUCCUUUCCUUGAAACAAACUUUCCUGCAGUGUCCAUUUUCCAGCACCUCUCUCACACAUCGUCAGCAGCUCAUGUGUUAGAGAGUACCUCCAAACAAUUUAUUUAAUCAUCUCCACCUGGAGAAAACAGGCUGCUGCCACCAGGGUGGGAGACACACCCAGACCUGCACUCAGCCAGAAAGGGGCGGGGCCUGAAGCUCAGCUCAACACAAAGUUUACUUAAUUAUGGUUUGCAUGUUUAUAGGGCAAUGGAUAUCUUUUUACUUGAAAGGAUCAGAACAGAUCUGUGGAUUUCUGCUAAAAACAGUUAUCCACUUAUGCCAUCAGGUGGCUUCCCUAGGAAACAAAUAAAUGACUAACUGCACCAAAAUGAAUUUACUAUACCACAGAAUGUUCACCAUGUAAAUGUUUUAUACUGCUUAGAAAUGUUAGCUUAGCAUUCCUUCUUUACAUCUUCACUUAAACUAGAUUUCUGACCAGAAUUGACAAUUUUACAAGAAAUCAAUCACCAGGAAAUAUGUUUUUGCCAUUUUCUUUAAAAUGAUCAUAUUGUGGUUCUUACAUAUAGUUUUAAACCUCAAAAAUCCACCUUCCCUCUGCCAUUUUGAUUGAUUGUCCUCUCACAAACGGGACUACAAUACAACAGUAGAAGGACUAAGGCAGCACAGAAGAGCAGCAACAUGAGUCAGAAUGUAGUGGCAUUUGUGUUUAUGUUUUAUUAAUUAGCGUCAGUGCCCCUGAAUAGAACAAGUUAGCAAAGGAAUGCUGCCUUCCAGCAUUGGCCACCGACCAGAUGCCACCGGUGUGGGUUGUUUCAUAAAAAUAAUUGGGGGGUUUAUUUCUAUGCCCGUCACAUGCCGCUGAUGUGCAUUGCCCUUUACAGUCUUUCUAAAGUAAAUUAAAAUCAGCCAGAACAGUAACCAGCAGUUCCUACCUCAAAGACCACAGCAAAUCGGUGUGGUUCAGUAAAAGUACACCUCAGACUGCAGAUUGGAUGUAGGUAACUGUGAAGGUGUAAACAAAAAUGUUUUAAAAUAGACGCUAGUAGUAUUUCUUAUUACUGAUCCUAUAACAGCUGCUGUUUGCUAAAUUCUCACUGCUCAGUACACCUGUGGUUUGCUAAUGAUGAUAGUGUGACAUGCAACACACAGCAGAGUCAGCAGGAGGAUCUGUAUGUAUUUCCUUUCUGAUGGAGAGCUUUGACACAUCUCCUGUCAUCCUGUGAGAAUCAGUUCAUCUCAAAUUCUUCUCCAUUUUCCCUUGGAUAUUACUUUUCAAACAAAAUCCAGUCACAGCUGUUUUCUCAAUGUACAUCCCUACCUACAGGCACUUGGGUCAGUACAGGAAAAACAUUUUUUAUUGUCACUGUAUUAGCAGAGAGCAGCAGGAGAAGCCAAUUUGCCCCGUUUCUCUCUCCCUAUGAACAUUAUUGUGUAUCCAAUUUGUAGCGAUGUCCUGAAACCUUUCAUGUUACAAUGGGAUAAAAUGCAUAAAUACAAUAAAAAACCUUAUUGCAUCCAGUCCCUGAGUUACCGCUUAAAGUGCACUUCAUGAAACUAACUGCUAAUCUUACCAGCCUGAUGCCCCAGUAGUGUGCAGCUGGUUGUCUUCAUCUCUCACUGCUUGACUGUAACACACUGUAAUGUUUUCAUUAACCAAGAGACUGAAUAAUAGUUUGCAGUGAAGGAACCUUUUCAUGAACUGUAUCAUGUUCUUCACAGAAGGAAUAAACUUUAGACAACAGAGGCUUUUGCUAAGGAUCUAAAAUUAUUAUUUUUUAAAUAUUGUCAUUUUCAUGUCAACUCAUCUUACAUUAACAGAGUACUUUUUUGUGCAAGUCUUAAUGAUAUUGUGUAUAAUGUGAGUGCGUAUUUAACUAUUAGUAUGUGGUUAGCUAGUAUACUGUAUAUUGCCUUCUAGACCUGUUUAAAUUGUGUAAAUGUGACCCAUUCUUUUGUGUAACAAAUUGUACCUGUGACAAUAAACUCUUCUUGAUUUGGUGGCUUCCA